AUGAUCUGUUCAAGUGAAGGAACGAUCUUAAUCGCUAGAGAACAAAAUUCAAUCCCCAGAUUAAACGUUAGAGGAUCUUCUUCUCCCCCAAAUCACGCGAAUCGAAUCCCGAAAAACCUUCCGAUCAUCGUCACAACUUACCGGCGAUCAUCGUCAUCGUCAAUGGCGGUGGAAACAAUGUCAGAUUCAUCAUCAACUUUGAUUUUAACGUCAGGAGCUAGCGGUCGCGUCAGGGCGCUUUUCUCGAUGCGGGAGCUCAAACGCCUCGUGGCGAUCAUCCAAUCGCUGAUUCUCUUCCUCCUCCUCCCGUUUCGCGUCGUCGUUUGGCGGCGGAGGACAGGAGCGGUGGUGAUCAGAGAGGAUAAACAGGAGAGGAAGGUCUGGGUUACGCCGCAGAUCGUGGUGAGGAAGAGGAACGGUACCGGAGAGAGCGGUGCGAGCGGGUGCAGCGUUUCGGUUUCGCCUCCGUCGGUUCCGGCGGCGGUUGUGGAUGAGGAGGUUGCGGUUAGAAGGGAGCUCGCGAUCAGGCGGGUUUUGGAGGAUGACGGCGGCGAUGGAAGCUCCGUGAGAGUUUUUUCGCUUUUCGCGACGAAGAGAGGCGAUACGUUGUUUACUCAGUCAUGGUCACCGGUUUCACCGAAUCACAGGGGACUUGUUGUUCUAUUACAUGGAUUAAACGAGCACAGUGGGAGGUAUAGCGAUUUUGCAAAGCAGCUAAAUGCUAAUGGGUUCAAGGUCUAUGGAAUUGAUUGGAUAGGUCACGGUGGAAGCGAUGGACUUCACGCUUAUGUUCCUUCCCUUGACUACGCUGUCUCAGAUUUGAAAUCAUUUCUUGAGAAGGUAUUCGCAGAGAAUCCAGGACUCCCCUGUUUCUGCAUUGGACACUCUACAGGAGGAGCAAUCAUCCUCAAGGCUAUGCUGGAUCCAAAGAUUGAAUCUCGAGUUUCAGGCAUUGUAUUGACUUCACCAGCUGUUGGAGUCCAACCAUCCCAUCCAAUCUUCACUGUUCUUGCUCCAAUCGUUGCGUUUCUCUUGCCAAGGUACCAAUUCAGUGCAGCGAACAAGAAAGGCAUGCCGGUUUCUCGAGAUCCGCAAGCUCUCGUCACCAAAUACUCUGACCCUUUAGUCUUCACCGGAUCCAUCAGGGUCAAAACCGGCUACGAGAUCCUCAGAAUCGCUUCUCACUUGCAGCAAAACCUGAACAAAGUGAAAGUUCCUUUUCUUGUCAUGCACGGCACAGCUGACACAGUGACUGAUCCCAACGCCUCUAAGAGGCUCUACGACGAAGCUUCUUCGUCAGACAAAUCGAUCAAGCUCUUCGACGGGUUGUUGCACGAUCUCCUCUUCGAACCUGAGAGAGAAAUCAUCGCUGGAGACAUAGUAGAUUGGCUAAACCAGCGGGUUUAG
This is a messenger RNA of Microthlaspi erraticum, 1407 nucleotides long. Lineage: Eukaryota; Viridiplantae; Streptophyta; Magnoliopsida; Brassicales; Brassicaceae. The record is from the annotation of a GenBank genome assembly.